UUUGUGUGUGUGAGUGAGUGUGUGUGUGUGUGUGUGUGUGUGUGUGUGAGUGUGUGUGUGUGUGUGAGGUUGCUGUAACAAAACACUUUCCAAAACUCAGUUGCAUAACACGGAUCUCCAGUUGCACCCCUCACUUAAGUGUUUCACACUCAAUCCUGCAGCUCGGUCGGACUGGUUUCUUUCUUUUUUUUGCACGCUCCUUAUUCCUGUUUCACUUUCAUAACAUGGCAUUUUGGCUUGUGGUGAAUUCAAACGCCAUCAUUUGUUUCUACUUUUGGAUGGUUCAUAUAGUUUUUGUUUUUUUAUGAACACAUGCUGUGAGUUUAUGUGAUUUUCAGUUGCUUAUUUACACCAGGUUUAAAGUGGCCGCUAUUUUCGUGCAGUUUCGCACAAACGACGGUUGACGCUGUCGCCUAGCAACUAGCAGUCAACAGUACCCGGCCAUUGCUAAGCUAUGAGGCUAACGCGUUAGCAUAUAUGACCUUUUCAACGCCAAAAUAAUGGUUAAACAAGCGAUACAAAUAUACGCUCGGAUUAAACCAACGAAGAAAGCCACUGGGGUGUACUCUGUGGACAAUGAGGAGAUCCAAAAUGCCUCUCUGGACUUUGUGGUGCCCAGGGACCUGGCAGAUGGAUUUGUCAACAAUAGGAGAGAGAACUACAAGUUCAGGUUCCAGAAGGUGUUUGACCAGUCUGCAAAACAAGAGGAUAUUUUUGAAAGCAUUGCCAGACCUGUUGCCGAUAGCGUGCUGUCUGGCUACAAUGGCACCAUCUUUGCGUACGGUCAGACCGGCAGCGGCAAGACCUUCACUAUCACGGGAGGAGCAGAGCGCUACGCCGACCGUGGCAUCAUUCCUCGCACCCUCUCAUACUUGUACGAGUGCUUCAGCCUGGACAGCAGCAUGAUGUACACCACCCAUAUCUCCUACUUGGAAAUCUACAAUGAGAUGGGAUAUGAUCUUCUGGAUUCGCGGAAUGAGGCGUCACGACUGGAGGAUCUACCUAAAGUGAUGAUAAGGGAAGACCCCGACCACAAUAUUCACCUCCAGAACCUUUCACUCCAUCAGUCAGCAAAUGAAGAGGAGGCUCUGAAUCUGCUUUUUUUAGGAGACACCAAUCGCAUGAUCGCUGAGACUCCCAUGAACCAGGCCUCCACGCGUUCCCACUGUAUUUUCACUGUGCACUUGUGCGGGCGGGAGCCUGGCUCUGCCACCCUGCGGCGUUCAAAGCUCCAUCUGGUUGACCUCGCCGGGUCAGAUCGUGUUGGCAAGACCGGCCUGAAUGGGCAGCUGCUGACUGAAGCCAAAUACAUUAACCUCUCACUUCACUUCUUGGAGCAGGUGAUCAUUGCACUGUCCGAGAGGAAUCGCUCCCACAUUCCUUACCGGAACUCCAUGUUGACCUCAGUGUUGAGGGACAGCCUGGGGGGCAACUGCAUGACCACCAUGAUUGCCACCUUGGCUGUGGACAAAAGAAAUCUGGAUGAGUCCAUUUCCACGUGUCGUUUCGCGCAGCGUGUGGCAGUCAUCAAAAAUGAAGCUGUGUUGAAUGAAGAGCUGGAUCCUGCACUGGUCAUCAUGCGUCUGCGGCAGGAGAUCCAGUCACUGAAAGACGAGCUGGCCAUGAUCACAGGAGAGCAGAGAGACGACCAGCUCACUCUGGAGGAAACCCAAAGGUUGGAGGAGAUGGUCCAGGCUUUCCUACAUGACCCUGACCCGAAUGUGACCUUAUCGCUGGGACCAGAUAUGAGAAAGAUCCGGUUCUGUUUCUCUCUGUUGAAGACUCUGAUUCUGGACAAAGGUGGACGAGGCAACUGCCAGGAUGGACGACUGUCACCUGCAGCCAGGGCUGUGAUGCAGGAAGACCAUCCGAGUGCUGCAGAAGUUGUGAAGUUGAAGGAAAUAUUGACACAGCGUGACAACGAAAUAAGCAUCCUGGGAAAGAUGUUGAAGAAGGAGAAGAAGAGAGCUGAGGAAAGCUCUGCUCAGCUCUCAAGUGUGAACAAGGCGGAGAGUCAGUUGGAGCCCAAAGGAAGCCAGCAGGCCCCCCCUGCUGGUCCAAAUGGAUGUGCUGUCCACUUCAUGAAGAGAGGUCCACACUUGUCACAGGGAAAACAAGAAGCCUUCCAGACCUUUGUGAUGGACCACAGAGACCAUGUGACCAUCGAGGAAAACAAGCGCCUGCUUAAAGAAAGGUCGGCUGAGGCCAGAAAACUGGGGGAGCAGCUCGGUGAUGCCAGAAACAACAUCACUGAGCUGAAGAAGCAGUUGGAGACACGACAGAGGCAGCGAGCAGCUCAAGGUGUUGUCCUGAACUCCAGGGAACUCGACGAAGACCCAGUGGAAGAAAACCUACGUAAGCAUAUCGAGCGAGAGAAAACGGGAUACAAGAACAUUGUCAGUCGUCUGAAAGCUCUGAGGACAGAGAUUGAGCAUCUGCAGCUGCUGCUGGAGAGGUCAAAGGUCAAGCUGCAGAGGGACUUCCAUCAGUGGUGGAAGGUGGAGGCUGGCGGUGAGCAGGAUUGCCAGCAGGAGUCCGUCAGUGAGGAGGCGGACGCACGUCACGGGCUGUCACCACCACGAACCCGAUCACCAUCUUCACCUGCCACUCCAGAUGCUGCAUUUGAGAGACAUGGAGGUCGCGAAUCAGGCUCGGAAUGUUCAGCGGACUCCAACCCGGCCUUAAGGUCAGCUCCUCCAGGAGCAGAAGGUCCAGUUCACCUCAGGAGCCGCUCCUCCAAAGACGCCGCGGCGGGUGGCGCGGCUGACCGCACGGCAGCGUGGAGAGGCGGUGAGGCAGCAGAAGCUGACUGUGUGCUGCUUGUGUGUGGCAGAGACCUCUCCAGCACCGCGCUCUCCUCCUCCUCUAUUCCACUGACCGGAGAUCAGCGGGUGGAUGCUGACAUCAUGGCCUUCGUCAGAGCCAGGCAGAAGCUGCUCAGCAGGACAGGGACGUCCUGGCGCUGAGGCGAGGUCAGAGGGCAGCUGUGACAAGCCAGUGACAAGGUGCUGGGCGAGGACUUCACCAGACCUGGGUCCAGUUUCACUGCCGCGACUCAGAAUGGAGCUGCGCUCUCCACUCCAUCUGCUGCUGCUGGUGUCCCACAGGUCAAGCUGGAGGUCACCGGCUCACACUUUGUCCUGAGAGAGUCACGUGAGCACGUGGAGGGAGCCAUGGCUCCUGACUUGGACUGUGACCUGGGACCAGUGCAACCAAUCAAGAAGCGAGGGCUGAAGUCUGGCCUUUCAGUGAGUCCAUGGCAAUAAAGACUCUAUUUUGAAUCAUGCCAAGUAAAUCUGAGCAGCCGUCCUCUCCGCCUCCUCCUUCACUGCUGUGCAGCACUUUCAAAUCAC
Messenger RNA from Synchiropus splendidus (mandarinfish), 3353 nucleotides. RefSeq names its product kinesin family member 6 (gene kif6). The record is from RefSeq and is a predicted model, not a curated record. The transcript is spliced from 22 exons. Bases 501 to 2966 code for a protein of 821 amino acids. Gene Ontology annotation, molecular function: ATP binding; microtubule motor activity; microtubule binding. Lineage: Eukaryota; Metazoa; Chordata; Actinopteri; Syngnathiformes; Callionymidae. Gene Ontology annotation, biological process: microtubule-based movement.